CUGGCGUGAAACUGAUGGCUCCUUGAUUAAUGCAUGUACACACAACAGGGUGUGUCGGUGUAUAGCAAACUGUGUCAACCUGCAGCAAAGCGUACGCAUAGCUGUGUUCGUACCGUGUGCUAAUCCAUCGAGGCUCUGCUCAGUCGAGUUCACUUUGACUGUUCGUAAGACUUUAUUAUUAAGACUGACAUGAUGGCAGAUGAACCGCAGAUGAACGUGGAACGGUCGGGGGAUGACAUCGAGGUGAAAAUCAAGGCACCGAGUGGAGAACACCUAGAUAUGGACGACAGAGAUCCCACGAAAAUGAAUGAAUUCGUGAGGGU
Saccoglossus kowalevskii is the source of this 323-nucleotide messenger RNA. Its product is annotated as caveolin. Lineage: Eukaryota; Metazoa; Hemichordata; Enteropneusta; Harrimaniidae. Gene Ontology annotation, molecular function: molecular adaptor activity. Gene Ontology annotation, biological process: caveola assembly. The record is from RefSeq and is marked provisional. Gene Ontology annotation, cellular component: caveola.